Messenger RNA from Nothoprocta perdicaria, 1933 nucleotides. Its product is annotated as neuferricin. NCBI's taxonomy places the organism in Eukaryota, Metazoa, Chordata, Aves, Tinamiformes, Tinamidae. The record is from RefSeq and is a predicted model, not a curated record. The transcript has 5 exons. Gene Ontology annotation, cellular component: membrane; endomembrane system. Bases 1 to 837 code for a protein of 278 amino acids.
AUGCCGGCCGCUCCGGCCGCCUCCGCUGCAGCACGUGGCGACACCAGGAAGCCACGAGAGCCUCGGAACCUCCUGACCCGCGGGGACUCCCCGCCUUGGCUGGGCCAAGAGGGCAGCGGUAACGCGACGGGCCUGAACGCGGCAUCUGGGCCCGGAACUGCCACGGACAGGCUCGCGCGGUACCGCGGCGCGCCGGGGGAGCCCGGCCUCUACCUGGCCCUGCUGGGCCGCGUGUUCGACGUGCAGCGCGGCCGCAGGCACUACGGCCCCGGCGGCGCCUACAGCGGCCUCUCGGGCAGAGACGCCACCAGGGCCUUUGUGACCGGGGACUUCUCGCCCGCGGGGCUCGUGGACGACGUGUCGGGGCUGCCGCCGCUGCAGACGCUCGCGCUGCGCCGCUGGCUCGCCUUCUACCGCAGCAACUACGUCCCGGUGGGAAAGCUCGUGGGCAGAUACUAUGAUGAAAACGGAGCACCGACAGAAGCCUUAAGGCAGGCGGAGGCUGCUAUUGAGGAAGGCCUGAGGCUGAAGGCAGAAAGCGACCAGAGGAAGCAGCAGUUUCCACCCUGCAACUCGGAGUGGAGCUCUGCCGUGGGCAGCCGCUUCUGGUGCUCCAAGCAGAGUGGUGGCGUAAGCAGGGAGUGGGUUGGAGUGCCCCGGAAACUCUACACGCCUGGAUCAAGAGGGAGCCGCUGCGUGUGCGUGAGAGCUACUGGUCCCCCGUCCGGAGAGCUGGAUGCACCUGAGCACCGGGACAGAGGAGAUCUGGAUGACCCCCAUCUGGAGGAAUACGAAGGCUGCCAUCCCCAGGCUGAGUGGUGCGUCCUGAAAGUGUGACCGGAGCGCUGGACGCGGGCACCAAAUCCUGCUGCAGCUCCCGCUGCGCUCCCUGCCACCUUCCAUUUGCCCACGCAAGGGGAGAGAGCAAUUCCAAGGUCUUCAUAACUGGAUUUCACACAUGACAAUGGAGCUGAGAGGAAGAGGGAACACUUUUAGCUAAAUCUUGUAGAUAACUGCUAAAAAUGAGCAUUGGGAAAUUUACUUUCCUAGAGAAAAUCCCUGUGGUAUUUUACACCAUAAAAAUAUGGCUUUAUUCUUAUGCUGUUUUCACAUCUGGAGAUAAAUUGUAGUAUAUGUAGCCUGGACUGGCUUUAAAAAUCGAUGUUGUAUGCAGUCAGGAAAUAGAUGCCUGUAUGCAUAGUGGUAUUACAUGCUGUAUUUUAAGGAAAUGAGUUGCUGAGCACAAGAAUUACUGCAGCAUCAUUGACUUCAGCUUUUACACAGCGCUCCCCUGUCACUCAGGCUCUGCUUCCUACAGCACAGUGAUAACGCUCCUUCCUUAUCACCUGCUUUGCUCUGAAGAGCUUAAAGGUAGCAGGGGAGAAGCCUGGAUUUCUCCUGCAAUGAAGGUUUGGAGUAUCUAAGAUCUGGUGGAGUUUAGUUAUACAAAAGCUCUGCUAUCAUGUUCUUGGAGUACAGAAGGCAAAGGUCAUAGCUGCAUUUCCUUGUUUGAUAUUUGAAGUAGAUGUUGAGCAAAGAAGAUAUCAGAAGGUACCAGUGAAGAUUGCUAUUUUCCACAAACCUCGCCCUCCUGGUCCUCGGAUUGAUUUACUACUUUCAAAUGACUCAGAGGUCAAGAAUUGAUUGUUUUAAUUAGACUGUAAUGAUAAAGCUGUGCAACCGCACAACCACCCUGCUGCAAUCUCCCUCUUAUUCCUAUUUCUCUGCUGGUUUAUGACAUCUUUCUCUGUCCUCAAUCCGAUACGUGUCCAUCAGGGCCCACAUGCUAUAAACCAGGCAGCACCAGGUUUUCUGUUUUCCUUGAGUCUGUUGCUAAAUACGUGGUCCAGCUCUGCCACGGUUCUGUGCUGAGUUGUGUUCAGGUCCUCUUCCUAAAGUGACAACCUCCUAUUUAUGAACCAAGAGAUCCUUC